AAAUGAGAGCGUGUACACUUUAUCUCCACAUGUAGGUGACUUGGAAGCACCAUCUAACUUAGUUAUAUCUGAGAGGACUCACCGUUCUUUUAGAGUGAGCUGGACACCUCCUUCUGACAGUGUGGACAGAUACAAGGUGGAAUAUUACCCUGUUUCUGGAGGAAAACGCCAGGAGUUUUAUGUGAGCCGACUAGAAACCAGCACAGUGCUGAAAGAUCUGAAGCCUGAGACCGAGUAUGUUGUGAAUGUGUACUCUGUGGUUGAAGACGAAUACAGCGAGCCUCUGAAGGGCACAGAGAAAACCUUGCCAGUCCCGGUAGUCAGCCUGAAUAUUUAUGAUGUUGGCCCCACCACCAUGCAUGUACAAUGGCAGCCUGUGGGAGGAGCUACUGGCUAUACUGUGUCAUACCAACCAGUUAGAGCCCCUGAAGCAACAAAACCCAAAGAGAUGCGUGUGGGGCCAACAGUGAAUGAUGUGCAGCUGACCGGCCUCCUUCCUAACACAGAGUAUGAGGUCACUGUCCAUGCUGUCCUGCAUGACCUCACUAGUGAACCUGCCAAAGCUCGGGAAGCCACGU
Cricetulus griseus (Chinese hamster) is the source of this 578-nucleotide messenger RNA. Lineage: Eukaryota; Metazoa; Chordata; Mammalia; Rodentia; Cricetidae. The record is from RefSeq and is a predicted model, not a curated record.